Molecule: messenger RNA, 1281 nt
Organism: Funneliformis caledonium
Lineage: Eukaryota; Fungi; Glomeromycota; Glomeromycetes; Glomerales; Glomeraceae
Source: the annotation of a GenBank genome assembly
AUGAUUUCAACGCAAUAUAGAUCUAACAGACAACAAAAGUUGGCAAAAAAACAAUCAAGGUUGAAACCUUCUACUUAUACGACUCAAACCCCAUUUAGAGACGCUGAAAGAAAUUUUAAGUCGCGUUUACCACCGCCAGAUUUCUCUAACGUAAUAGAUUUUUAUAAUUUAGAUCAUUGUAAUGACGAACUUAAGAAGAAAAUCAUAAAAAUUGAAUUAAAAGCUGAAUUAGGUGAAAAUGAGGAAAGAGAAAACUUAUUUGGCGAUUAUAAAGAAUUAAAAGAAGAAGAAAAGAACAUCAUUAAAGGUGGAAGAAAGACCGCUUAUUUAAUUAAAGAUUUACCAGCACAAAAACACAUAAUUAAAAGAUGUCUAAAAGAUUUCGCGAAAGAUCCAAAUAAAAGCAACCUUGAUACUCAUUAUUUAUUACCAAAAGAAGGUUUAUGGAAUUUGCAUGAAAACAUAGUUAAUAGUGAAUUAAAUGAAAACCAUUCACAAGAUUUUAUUCCUUUAAAAGCAUCUGUGAUUGAACCAAAUAAUGAUGGUUCUUUAUACGAAGAACAAGAAGAACAAUGCAUUCCUUGUUCAAAAAAAAGGUUAACUGAGCAAGAAAAAGGGGAAAAGACGGCGAAACAAGAGACGAAGGAUGAGGAAGAAAAGCUCGAACCACCACCAUCAUCAGGUGUACCAAUAUUAACAGCUUCACAAUUAAUCAAAAAAAUAAGGUGGAUUACGUUAGGUUAUCAAUAUCAUUGGCCAACAAAGACUUAUCAUUUAGAUAAGAGGUAUUCAUUUCCCAAAGAUAUUGAAUCAUUAACAACUUUUGUAAUAAAAUCAAUUUAUGGUGUGAAAUUUAUAACAAGUGAAAAAAAAGAAAAUGAUGAACAAUAUUUCAUUAAUGAUUACGAUUAUAAAAAAUGGAAGCCUGAAGCUGGCGUUGUUAAUUACUAUCAACUUAAAGAUAAUUUAAUGGCUCAUGUUGAUAAAAGUGAAAUAAAUAUGGAGGCUCCUUUAAUCUCUUUUAGUUUUGGUCAUACAUGCAUUUUCUUAAUUGGGGGAUCAACGAGAGAUACUGCACCCAUUGCAUUGUACUUGCGCAGCGGUGAUAUAUCAAUUAUGUGUGGUCCUUGUAGAGCUAAUUUUCAUGGUGUUCCACGAAUCCUAGAAGGAACUCUUCCUAAAUAUUUGGACCCUUACUAUGACAAUGAUUCCGAAUGGAAAACUUACGGAGAUUAUAUGUCUACCUCUCGUAUUAAUGUUAAUGUUAGACAAGUCUUUUAA